AUGGGGUGGCUACUACUUUGCCACACCGGGUGUGGAGACUAUUCAAAGGCAUAUGGCGUGUCAAUGCAAGGCCUGUGCACAACAGCGCUCGAUCACUUCAGACAAGGCAUGCUCAAGUUGGAAUCCUCGCCAUAUGCACCACCGCAUGCUCACUUCAAAGACCGGUUCUACCAACUCGCUGUGGACACAGCAGCCAUGCUCGAGGACAACCCGACAACGAGUGCUGGCCGCGGCAGCAAUCCAACCGUAUCCGAACGCAUUGAGCUUGAGUCAUGCGUCAUGACAGACACACAAGAGCUUGGCUGCGUCACCUGCGUCACAGAGUGUCGCAACCCGUGUCGCUUGGCCAUGGCUAUACUCCGCGAGGCACAGCAUGAACGCUUGCUAGGGCGCCGUCCCCCAAGAAUACUGACUGGUGCCGGCGCAGACCGCUUCGCCCACCGCUGCGGCCUCGGCGAUGCGCAUGCGCAAUCGUACCUCCUCACAGGGCGACGGCUCGCUGCGUGCCGCAAGUGGAAGGCCGUGUUACAGCAAGCAGAGAACUUGACAAAGCGCGCAAAGACAGACGCCACCACUACCAGCACCAGCACGUGUGAUGGUGAUGAUCAGGAUUCGGUGCGCGACACCGUUGGACUCGUCGCCGUGCACACAAGCGGUGCCAUUAUUGCAAUUGUGUCGAGCGGCGGCCACAUCCUCAAGGACGACGGGCGUGUUGGUCUGGCAGGCGUGCCAGGAGCAGGCGUUUGGGUUGAUCCACAGAACCACGAGGACGGGACCAUUACGCAAUCAGCAACCAUCACAACAGGCACGGGGGAGGACGUGCUGUCCACGAUGCUGGCGAGGGGGUGCACACGCGACGCCGUGGCGAAGUUUCGUCAAAGGUUCCCUUCCACAGCAUUCGCAGCCCUCUCCCUUACACUGACCGGAACCAAACACAGGGAUGCUGGUGAGGUGCAAUUGACACGCGCGACCAUCGAUGUGUCGCAACAGCAUGCCGGGCUUGUCUUUGGAUACGCAACACACCACGCAGAGCCAGAGACAUUUAUGAAGGUGUCGCCGCAUCAGCAGAUUGCAGUCUCACUUGACGGCCAACGGGAGCAGUAA
Molecule: messenger RNA, 1104 nt
Organism: Salpingoeca rosetta
Lineage: Eukaryota; Choanoflagellata; Craspedida; Salpingoecidae
Exons: 10
Coding region: 1-1104 (367 amino acids)
Biological process (GO): protein maturation
Molecular function (GO): threonine-type endopeptidase activity
Source: RefSeq, a predicted model, not a curated record